This is a messenger RNA of Anopheles cruzii, 748 nucleotides long. RefSeq names its product protein NDUFAF4 homolog. Gene Ontology annotation, cellular component: mitochondrion. Lineage: Eukaryota; Metazoa; Arthropoda; Insecta; Diptera; Culicidae. The record is from RefSeq and is a predicted model, not a curated record. The transcript is spliced from 3 exons. Bases 67 to 642 code for a protein of 191 amino acids. Gene Ontology annotation, biological process: mitochondrial respiratory chain complex I assembly.
GGCCAAUCGAUCGGUAGUUUUUAAAUGAAUCCUCUCGAAAGCUCGCUUUAAAUCGUAGGCGGCACAAUGGGAAAAGUAAUGUCCUUAGUUGCGCGUCAAACGCAACGGUUCAAUGUCGAAAACCGGGCCCAGAAAGUGAUAUCGCAAGCGAAACCAAAACCGGCGCCAAAGUUUGAGUCAAACCUCCGUGAUCUCGAGCGAGUUCUUAAGGACCAUCCCGAAAUCGUACAGGAACAGAGUAAGAAAGAUAAAACGCUGGACGAAAACUUACGCCAUGUGUACGUGACCUCAAAGGACACAAUGCCUGACAACGUGGCAAACCAGCCGCAGGAUCCAGAAAAGCCACUUCCGAUCAAUCGAACCACCGUCGAGGAGUACGAAUUCGGUCACCUCGAACCGAGGGCGGUAACAAGAGGUCGGUGCACGCUACGGCAAGCGGUACAAUUUAUAGGGAACCACCAAAUGGAUCCAGAGAAGUGGACGGUGGCCAAGAUUGCCGAGUAUUACAACAUGAAGGAACCACUCGUGACGAACAUACUCACCCACUUCAAGUCGUUCGAGGUGCAUUUACCGAACAAAAAUCUCGAACGACAACGGGUGCUCACGCGGGCAGCAGAGACCGCGAAGCAGCUUAAGGAGUAGAGUUUCCGCCGCUUCUGCUCUUCCGGAAGUACACCAAAUGCUAAGCAUCGGUCGGUGCGAGCGGGUCUUAAGAUUUGGUACCUUCUUAAAAAUAUAGACAUUUAUU